Messenger RNA from Stegodyphus dumicola, 2228 nucleotides. RefSeq names its product transmembrane p24 trafficking protein eclair (gene eca). The record is from RefSeq and is a predicted model, not a curated record. NCBI's taxonomy places the organism in Eukaryota, Metazoa, Arthropoda, Arachnida, Araneae, Eresidae.
UACGUGGCGUUGUGUCCUUGUUUUUAUACACAUUGAUGACUGUAACGUGUUCUCGAGUUACUAACUAUGGUGCUGUAUAAUGAAUUCAGAUUUUUCCUCAUGAUAGUUUUUCUUUUAAUGAUAUAUGUAUCACAGACAUCUGCUUUAUAUUUUCAUAUUUCUGAAACCGAAAGAAAAUGCUUUAUUGAGGAAAUUCCAGAUGAAACACUCGUCGUAGGAAAUUACAAAUGUGAAUUGCAUGAUCCCAAAACAGGAGGAUUUAUGCCAUCUAGUCCUGGGAUUGGAAUGCAUGUUGAAAUUAGAGACCCAGAUGAAAAGCUAAUCCUUUCUAAAGUUUAUAGUUCUGAAGGCAAAUUUUCUUUCACUUCUAGUAUACCUGGAGAACAUGUUAUAUGCCUUUAUUCAAACACAACAAAGUGGUUUAGUGGUAGCCAGUUGAGAGUUCAUUUGGAUAUUCAAGUUGGAGAACAUGCAGUUGAUUAUGGCAAUGUGGCUCAGAAAGAAAAGCUAACUGAAUUACAACUUCGAGUUCGUCAAUUAUUAGACCAAGUGGAACAAAUAAGUAAAGAGCAGAAUUACCAAAGGUAUCGAGAAGAACGAUUCCGUCAAACAAGUGAAAGUACAAAUCAAAGAGUUUUAUGGUGGUCUCUUGUACAAACUGGAAUAUUGCUUUUAAUGGGCUUCUGGCAAAUGAGGCAUUUGAAAAGCUUCUUUCAAGCUAAGAAACUGGUGUAAAUUAAUGUACUGUUUUUUGGCAUUCUACAUAAUUUGUCACAAAAUGCUGAUACAAAAGUAUUCAUAAUCAUAUUAAAUAAAACAUUCGUAAAUAAAAAAAUUUGUGCAUUUUUAUCUUUUGUAUUAAAUUUGGAAUAAAUAAUAUAGUAUAUUGCCAUUAGACAGCAUUAUUUCAUCAAUUUGGGGGGAAGAUGUGAAGCAGUAAGCUUACAAUAAUGAUGUAAAAUUUCAGAUACUUAGAAUAUUAUUAUAAUUUAUGUGCAAAGGUAAAAUAAAAUAUUUUCUAGAAUGAACAUUUUAGUUCAAAUCAAAGAAACUUUUUUGCAACAGUAAAUAACAUUAAUUUGAUGUUGUCUACAUGUAUGUAUAUUUUAUAGAAGUGUUUUGAAAUAAAUUUUAUGAUUUUUUUUCUUUUUUAAUUUGUUUGUUGAAUUCUAUAUUUUAUGUUACUGUAAAUAAUGUAUUGCUUUUGCAUUUGAAAUUAAUAAUUUUUAAUAGUAUAAUUUUUUAUGUUUUAUUGUCAAAGAAGCUUGCACUUUACUAUUUAAAAGAGAAAAAUCUGUAACUUUUCCCUGUAAAUGAAUUUAUAUAUGUGGAACAGAAUUAUUUUAAAAUUCUUAUAACAACUUAAUUUAUUAUUAUUAUUAUUAUUAUUAUUGAAAGUAACAACAGAGAAGCCUUAGUAGCAUUUACUGAUCUGAUAAUUUUUAAUUUUGCUGUUCUUAUGUUUCCAUUGAUUAUGUGAUUACUUUGAUAUAAAACUAUGUGAGUUUUUGGAAGAUAAGUAAAUUAUUUGUUAACAUGGAAUGUGUUAAUUUAUUCAUCUAACAUGGUUACAGACUUUUAAAAACAAUAAUUUCAUUAAUCAAUUUAUCAAAAAAAAAUUUAACUGGCUUUAAGAUGGUUUAUGAUAUGAAUAGUUUUUUUAUACUUUUAAUGUUAAGAUUUGAAAGAAAGUAGGGAUGGGACAUUCAAAUCCAGUAGAUCCUUAAAAGAUUGAACAUUUUAAUACUAAUCUAAACACUGUUAAGUAUUUUAACUCAAAAUUUGAAAGUAUUCCUUUUAUUGAUAAUUAAUGCUUCCAUUAAUUAAAAAAAGAAUGAAAUAUGUGCAUUUUUUUGUAGUAAUUUAGUAUCAUAUCAUAGAGGAUUUGAUUGAAAAACUAUUUUAUUAUUCUAUAUAGUAAAAUCUAUUGGAAUUUUUAAGUAAUCGGUGUGUUCUCUUAAAAAAAUUAACCCUAAAAUUUUCUGAAUGUGGAUAAUCUGUUGGUAAAAAAAUCUUGAAUAUUUCUAGUUAUGUUUUUUAUUAUACAAAUGCUUGAUUUUGCGCACCUCUAGUUGUCUGUUAAUUGGAAUGGGUUGACAUCUUAGUUGAAUUCUUUAAUAACAGCUGUUUAGUAUUUUAUUGUUAAACAAAACUUGAAAUGUAACCAAAAUACUUUCUGUUAAAUUUUCUUAAAUAAAUAAAAAUAAACGAAGAUUCAGAAGUUUUAA